CACGAUCCCCAUCCCGACCCCAUCGUCUUUGCCAGCCCAACCGUCAAGAUGAGCUUCAUCCAGCGUCGCGCCCUCUCCACCCUGAUCCCCCCCAAGAUCGCAUCUCCCAAUGCUAUCGGCGCAUCCCCCAAUGCCGUCCGCAUGCAGAAGGUCGUGAGCUUCUACGAGAAGCUCCCCCGUGGUGCUGCUCCUGAGGUCCAGGCCAAGGGUCUCCUUGGACGCUACCAGAAGAAGUACAUGGGCAAGAACGCUUCAGGCAGGCCGCUCGUCCACAUCAUCGGCGCCCUCAUUGCCCUCGGCUACGCACAAAACUACUACUUCCACCUGCGCCACCACAAGAACAACGUCCACCACUAAGCGUAUCUCACCUAUGAUUCGAUCUGAGCGUUACGGUUGGGACGUGUAAAUAUAGAUGUAGUUGAUCAAUCAAGAUCUGGCCAGUGCAGCCUCCCGUCCCUAAUUCCUGACUCGGUCGAUGUGGAUCGAACUGCAGCUUGGAACUAUCUGGACUACUCUACGACCCUCGCUUGACAACAGCAACAGCAACAGCAACAGCAACAGCAACAGCAACAGCAACAGCAACAGCAACAGCAACAACAACAUCAACAUCUCAAUCAUGUGGAGGACGAACCAAAAUCACCUAGCUACAAGAGCGUCUUGCCCAGUUUGCAGGAGUGACGACGUCCACGAAACAGUCAGACUGCACAGUCACAUGUUUGGCCAGCCUUGACUACUUCAGAGUCAAGCCCUAGCACCUUCAGCGACUAGAUCAUUA
Molecule: messenger RNA, 775 nt
Organism: Macroventuria anomochaeta
Lineage: Eukaryota; Fungi; Ascomycota; Dothideomycetes; Pleosporales; Didymellaceae
Exons: 6
Coding region: 49-357 (102 amino acids)
Biological process (GO): proton motive force-driven ATP synthesis
Source: RefSeq, a predicted model, not a curated record